UCCCCCCACUUGCGACAGCGUCAAGUGCGGCCCAGCGAGCACCAAAGCGAGCGCACUUUCUGGACGGCACAGCGGGGAGGCGGCGACAGAAAGCAUGGCUGGCCGGCUGCUGAACGACCCGGAGGCCGACGGCUGGGAGCGGAGCGACUUCCCGAUAGUGUGCAGCACCUGCUUGGGGCCCAACCCCUUCGUGAGGAUGCAGAGGAUUGAGUAUGGCGGGCAGUGCCACAUCUCCAACCGCCCCUACACCGUCUUCCGCUGGCGCCCCGGCACCGACGCGCGCUACAAGAAGACCAUCAUCUGCCAGGAGGUGGCCAAGGCCAAGAACGUGUGCCAGGUGUGCCUGCUGGAUCUGGAGUACGGCCUGCCGGUGCAAGUGCGCGACCAGGCGCUGGGCAUGGCCAACGAGGGCCUGCCGGAGAGCGACCCGGGCAAGGAGUAUGCGCUGCAGCGCAUGCAGGUGGAGGGCGACCUGGACCGCAGCCAGUACGAGACCCACAAGCCCAACGACCUGCUCAUGAAGCUGCGCCGCACCGAGCCCUACUACCAGCGCAACCGAGCCCGCAUCUGCUCCUUCUUUGUGCGCGGCGAGUGCAAGCGAGGCGCCGAGUGCCCCUACCGCCACGAGAUGCCCACCUCGGGCCCGCUGAGCGAGCAGAACAUCAAGGACCGGUACUACGGCGUGAACGACCCUGUGGCCAACAAGAUGAUGGACCGGGCCAACAAGCUGGCCAAGCUGACGCCGCCAGAGGAUCAGACCAUCUGCACGCUGUUUGUGGGCGGCGUCACGGACGACAUCAGCAAGGACGACCUGCGCGACCAGUUCUACCCCUUUGGAGAGCUGCGCAGCGUCAAGAAGGUGGCAUCCCGCAAGUGCGCCUUUGUGACCUACGCUACGCGCGGCGCCGCGGAGCGCGCGGCAGAGGAGCUGGCCAACAAGCUGGUGGUCAAGGGGGAGCGCCUCAAGCUGCUGUGGGGCAAGCCGCAGCAGCCUCGGCCGGCAGCAGAGGGCGGCGGCGGCGGCGCGGCGGCGGCGGCAGGGCCGGCCUCAGGCUACCCGCCCGCCUACAUGCCCGCGGCGCCGGGCGGCGGCGGCUACUACCCGUCCAUGGACCCAAUGGCCUUGGGCUCCCGGCAGCAGCAGCAGCAGCAGCACGGCCCGCCGCGGGGCAUGCCGCGCCCGCCGCCAGGGGGCGCGCCGCCGCCCGUGCCGGCGGCCAAGAAUUGAGCCGGGGCCGAGUGGGGCUUCAGCUUCUGCGCUUCGGCUGCCCAGCCCUCUCUGACCCUCGCAGCCCCGGACAGUUUUGUCUUGUUCCCCUGACAGCUCAAAUGACUUGAUCCCCUUCCUUGGGCUGGUGCAGUCAGCCCUCCACAGUCCUGGUUGAGACUUCUGCUCACAUGGAUGGCACUGUUUGCUUGUAACACAGCAGCAUA
Chlorella variabilis is the source of this 1434-nucleotide messenger RNA. RefSeq lists its product as hypothetical. Gene Ontology annotation, cellular component: U2-type catalytic step 1 spliceosome; Prp19 complex; U2-type catalytic step 2 spliceosome. The transcript has 8 exons. NCBI's taxonomy places the organism in Eukaryota, Viridiplantae, Chlorophyta, Trebouxiophyceae, Chlorellales, Chlorellaceae. Bases 95 to 1228 code for a protein of 377 amino acids. The record is from RefSeq and is a predicted model, not a curated record. Gene Ontology annotation, molecular function: metal ion binding; pre-mRNA binding; U6 snRNA binding.